Molecule: messenger RNA, 1488 nt
Organism: Sparassis crispa
Lineage: Eukaryota; Fungi; Basidiomycota; Agaricomycetes; Polyporales; Sparassidaceae
Product: mitochondrial carrier
Exons: 3
Coding region: 1-1488 (495 amino acids)
Source: RefSeq, a predicted model, not a curated record
AUGAGUUCUACACCUCCGUCUUCUCUACGUGACUUAUACACCUCCCCAUCCGAUGCUUGGUCUUUUCUCCCACCACCUAGUUCUUCCGAGAAUUCGACCGUCUUUUCCCCAUCAUCUACGCCAUCGUACGAAUGGUCUACUCGCACCAGGUCGAACCCGCUGUUCGAGCUGUCCACCUCUAUCGGGAAUGAUUCUGCCUUGAAUACAAAUAUCAUCAUUACUGUGAAAGGCCUACUGGCUGCGGCGUUCUUGCAGUAUGCGACCACGGCACUCGUCAUGCCACUUGAUGUAGGGAAGACACUACUCCAGGUCCAGUGGGUUCCAAGAGACGCGGGAGAGGUAGUACCCGGAGCGGUGUUGACGACUGAUGUAGUGGAUGAGGAAGAAGAGCUCAGCGACUCGUCGAACGAAUACUUCGCGGACCCCAGUAAACCCGACUCCUCUCCAUCCAUCCCUCCAAGGCUGUCCGAUGAGAGGGGAUAUGUCGUCAGGCAGUCGGUCCUGGAGGAGGGUACCAUACCUGAAUACGUCAUCCCAGUCGGCAGUGCAGCUGGUUCGUGGGGAAUGGCGAAGCGGUUAGGACGAUUUCGCGCAGAAGGCUGGUUGUCGCUUUGGAAAGGCCUGUUGACAUCCAGCGUCAGCGAUGCGCUUUCAGUGGGUUUGCAACCAUUGAUCCACGCUGUCCUCCAAUCCGUGCUCUCCCCCGCUCUUCCUUUAUUGUCGACUUCCCCCAUGCAACCACUACUUCUCCCUGUAGCCUCUCACGUCCUGACAGGCUUCUUCCUCUCUCCUCUCGACCUCAUCCGCACUCGCCUCAUCGUGCAGUCUGCAAUGCCGCGGUAUCGCACCUACUCUGGGCCCAUCGACGCCCUCCGCCAGAUCCUCUCCCACGAGGGCGGCCUCAAGGGCGUGUACUUCCAUCCACACCUCCUCAUCCCGACGCUGCUCGACUGCACCCUCCGCACACUCGUCCCGCUCACGCUCCCAGGGCUCUUCGCGUCAUACCUUAGCUUCGGCGGCGCGCCGCUGACGCCCGAGACGCGCCCGUUCAUGUGGAGCGUCGCGGAGCUUCUCGGCGGCUUCGCGGGGCUGCUCAUCACGCUCCCGAUCGAGACCGCGCGCAGGCGGCUGCAGGUGCAGGUACGUGGGACCGCGAAGCCGCUCAAGGCGUGCGUGGAGCUGCGCCCUGCGCCUUAUAACGGCGUCGUCGACGCGCUGUGGCAUAUCCUCACGGAGGAACGGUCAGACCUUCCGCUGAAGCCCAAGAAACGGCAUCGGCGGCACUCGAGCGGGAAGGCGAAGGGUAAAGAGAAAGAGAAGACUGCGGAGGAGCCUGAGGAUGUUUAUGAGAACGAGAGUUGGUUGAGGAACACGGGCGCCGGUCAGCUGUAUCGUGGACUGGGUAUUCGAAUGGCGGCGAGCGUUACUGUGUUCGUACUCGGGAUGCUCAGCGGUGACGAACCGGAUGUGGGGUGGGCAGAGUUGUAA